AUGUAUCUUAUCGUCUUUGUCAUACGCGGCCGAAGCGCACUAGGCGAGACGAUCAUCGUUAAUAAAUCGAGAAGACGCCCUUCGCGGGCCAAUUACGGACGUGUCGGUCCCAAUUCCGAGGCGCCCGAGCGGGUGGCCGGCGCCUGGGCGGAGCUCAGCCUGGUGGGCCCUCGUAUCCUCGGCGCGGUGGUUCAACGCCCCAUCAGCGGCCCGCCGUCUCCCAUUCGCCCGAUUAGCGCAACGCGAGAGGCGCGCGAAACGAUGGAGCGGCCAGCCAAAUUGUCGCGCGUCGCAAACAUAUUGUCACCAAAGGGCCGAGCACCGACUUAUAUGCGCGUGUAC
This is a messenger RNA of Iphiclides podalirius (scarce swallowtail), 342 nucleotides long. Lineage: Eukaryota; Metazoa; Arthropoda; Insecta; Lepidoptera; Papilionidae. The record is from the annotation of a GenBank genome assembly.